AUGGUUGACGGAAAUCGCACGACUCUGAUGAAACGCCAGCAGAAACAAGCGCGACAGCUCAUGGCCAUUGAUAUUAUCAUAUGGAAUGAAAUUUCAAUAGCCCCGAAGUGCCUCCUCGAAGCCGUCGAAGGUUUGUUACGUGAUAUCAUGCAGAACGACAGGCCGUUCGGCGGCAAGCUAUUCAUCAUUGGAGGUGAUUUUCGGCAAGUACUACCAAUAGUUGAGCACGGACAACGCGACGACUUUGUAAACUCGUUGUUCUUUGGUCACUAUUCAAGAUUCGUUGGUUUCAAGUUAGCAUGA
Molecule: messenger RNA, 303 nt
Organism: Necator americanus (New World hookworm)
Lineage: Eukaryota; Metazoa; Nematoda; Chromadorea; Rhabditida; Ancylostomatidae
Exons: 1
Coding region: 1-303 (100 amino acids)
Biological process (GO): DNA repair; telomere maintenance
Molecular function (GO): DNA helicase activity
Source: RefSeq, a predicted model, not a curated record